AUGACAGAGCUCGUCGGCAACUGGCUCCAUUUUGCGGCCCAACAACCAAAACGGAAGCGUGCUGAAGCCGUCUGUUUCUUUUGUCACUCUAAAAAGAUCAAGUGUGAUCUGCAGAGCCGAAGCUCCCAAGGCCACGCACGAUGCUCCAACUGUGACAACCAGGACCAAGACUGCCAUCUUCGGCCGUCUAAGCGAGGCAAGCAGCGCCGAAGAGUAUCCACUCAAGCAGAAUGCGGUACUGAGUCUAUUGUCGUUCUGGGUGCGGAAGAUGUGGGCGAAGACGGAUCAGGACCAUCUAAUGAUGCGACUAUCGAGUUUGUAGAUGAAUUUGUAGAUCAAGGAUUGGUCGAGUCGCCGGUCUCUGCGGCUGCCCCUACGCGAGGGGUGGUAUUCGCUCUGCCCCCCGCUGAGCCUCCUCCCGACGUUGCAAUCACCCAUCAGACCCAGUCGAGCACUUCGCCAACAGAAGGCGCCGGCCGCAGCCAUGCAGGCGAUGUCGAUACGGGCUUCCUUCAACUCUACGGGCCCGAGAACCAACUGGAAGCCGAGCAGCAAGAACUAGUCGCAAAUUUCGAGCUUCGAAACCCGGCAUCAGAUCCUCGACAGCAGGAGCUUCAACAAAGCUUUUCCGAAACGUACUUCGAGUACUGCUACCCAUGGUGUCCUGUUCUUGAUCGCCAGACACUCGAGUCUGAGCUAGAAAGGUCUCCCAUGCUCGCGAAUGCUCUUGCACUUGCCGCGAGCCAUAUACAGCCCCCGUUAAUCCCACAUGAAGGGCCGGCUUCGUACUACAAGAAAGCAAGAAUGAUGUUCUAUGAGGAUGAGGAGCCAGACAUACUUGUGGCACUGAAGGCCAUCUCUUUAUUUUACUGGUGGGCACCGCGGUCCCCUGCUACAGCUCAUCGCCAUUCGUCUUGGUGGUGGACUUCGGUUAUCAUUAGACAUGCGCAGCAGAUGAACAUACAUCGUGAACCCCAUGGAGAGGCAGCCAGCAAGCUCCAUCUCAGCCUACGGAGACGAUUAUGGUGGACUGUAUUUGCGCGCGAACGACUGACAUCUCUUUGCCAGAGUAAACCCUGUAUCAUCUGUCCAGAAGACAUGACAAUCAAGGAGGUCCAACCGGCCGACUUUCCAAGCGAUCCUGCAUCACAGAAAAAAGGGCUCAUCUUCAAGUAUUGGGUCCGGCUAUGUGGCAUCAUGGGGAAAGUCUCCCAGGCACUGUCCAAGUCGGCGGACUCGACCUCCACUCCAUUCCCCACGGGAUUGAGACAGGAGCUCGUUGACUGGGUUCAAUCAUUGCCACCGGAUCUUCAGCUUCCCAUUGGUUCAAGCCGUACACAAUCAUUUGACCGCGAUGUUCAUCAAUUGCAUCUUCCUUACCUCACAACCAUCAUUGUCAUGCAUCUCCAGAGAACAACCCCAGAUCUGCCACAGGCUCUCCCGCCAGCCAUCUUGGCUGCGUCGUGUAUUGCUAGGGUUCUUCGAGAUAUUCUAUCCCGUGGAAACGCACGCUUUCUCAUGGCCAUUACGUGCUGGUACUGCGGCACCGCCUUCAUUGCUCUUCUCCAGGCGAGUCGAAUUAAGCAGUUCUCGCAGGAGGCCGAGGAGGGCCUGGACAUCUUGGAUCAGGCGGUUGCUCAGCUUCAGCAAAUGUGGGCAUCUGCCAACGUUAUACGGCAAGGCUUCGAACGGCUCCGGGCGUUGCCCCGUACCAUGAUGCACCCCGGAAGAAGCAGGGCCAGUGAGCCUAAUGGACAGAGCAAUGGUGGCCGAGGAGCGUCAAGCAUAUCGAUCGACUUUGAUUGGUCGCGUCUGUUCCCGUUUGUGACUAGAUCAACUGGUCGGAUCGCAGAUUGCCUCCUUGCCGACAAUGAGUUUGGUACCACUACAACCGCCCUGCCUUCACCUGAGAAUGCGAUCUUCCACGAAGACUUGCUCAAUCGUUAUCAGGAUCUGUUGGAACCAUUCGUUGAUUAUAAUUUUGAUUUCUCCAAUAUCAACUUGGACAUAUUGUAA
Clonostachys rhizophaga is the source of this 2016-nucleotide messenger RNA. The record is from the annotation of a GenBank genome assembly. NCBI's taxonomy places the organism in Eukaryota, Fungi, Ascomycota, Sordariomycetes, Hypocreales, Bionectriaceae.